UUGGAUGAUGUCAACGCUUUAUGGUUGUCGUGUUGUUAAACCACCGAGCUCGACUGACGGUUGUGUUUUGGUUUUUAUCCAUAAUUUCGAAGAUUUAGUCUUUGAGUACGUUCUUGUAGAAGAGGGGUGAAGUGAUACGAGAUUCUACACGGAGAGCUGUCAGUGGUCAGAUGAGGGUUUUGGUGACUGGAGGCUCUGGCUUGGUGGGGAUGGCCAUACAACAUGUGGUCAAAGAGGAAAGGGGGGGCUACGAAGGGGAAGAGUGGAUCUUCCUCUCCUCCAAAGAUGCCAACCUCAUGAGCAUGAAAGAGACACGGGACGUGUUUAGGAAGCACCAGCCAACCCAUGUUAUCCACCUGGCUGCCAUGGUGGGCGGCCUUUUCAAGAACUUGAAGUGUAACCUGGACUUUUGGAGGAAUAACAUCCAUAUCAAUGACAAUGUGCUGCAGGCCGCACAUGAAGUUGGUGUAGUUAAGGUCGUUUCCUGUCUGUCCACCUGCAUAUUUCCGGACAAGACCACCUAUCCCAUUAACGAGACUAUGAUCCAUAACGGCCCACCGCAUGAAUCCAACUUCGGCUACGCCUAUGCAAAAAGAAUGUUAGAUGUUCAUAACAGGGCCUAUUUCGAGCAGCAUGGACACUGCUACACUGCGGUGAUCCCCACAAAUGUGUUUGGUCCCCAUGACAACUACAGUAUUGAAGAUGGUCAUGUGGUGCCAGGCCUAAUUCACAAAACGUACAUUGCCAAAAGUUGCCAGUUCGUUAUACCUUGUUGUCACGUUCCAGCAAUCCUUUUUUCCACGUCACUGACUCAUAGUAAGCCUAGUGUACUGACUCCUCCCCGUUUAUUAAACUACUCUUUUUUAAACUGUCCAUUGAAUUUGAGUCGUGCAUUUUGGGUCCUGUCCUUUGUUCCGACCAUGACAACUCCACAUCACCCUAAAAAUACCAUACCAACAGUGAAGUUUGGAGGAGGGAACAUGAUGGUGUGGGGCUGCUUUUCAGCAAAUGGUACUGGUAAACUUCACAUUAUUGAAGGAAGGAUGAAUGGGUAAAUGUACCGAGAUAUUCUUGACAAAAAUCUGCUGCCAUCUACGAGGAAGAUUAAAAUAAAACGAGGGUUGACAUUUCAGCAAAAUAAUGAUCCAAAACAUACUGCCAAGGAAACUCUCAAUUGCUUUCAAAGAAAACAAAUAAAUCUGCUAGAAUGGCCCAGCCAAUCACCUGACUCCUGAUUGAAUCCAAUCGAAAAUCUAUGGAAAGAACUGAAACUUUAGGUCCAUAUAAGAAGCCCACGGAACCUUCAAGAUUUGAAGACUUCUUGUGUGGAGGAAUGGGUCAAAUUCACAACAGAGCAAUGCAGCUAGUUUCUCCAUACAGGAGACUUCUUGAAGCUGUCAUUGCAAACAAAGGCUUUUGUACAAAGUAUUAAAUUCCAGUUGGCGUGUUCAAUACUUUUUCCCUGUGUCAUUUCACAUUAUUACACACAAUGUAGUUUCUGAUUUUAUUUGUUUUACUUUCUUUGUAUGUAUGGAUAACUUGGGUUGUUCCCAACAUCUGGUGAAAUUUUCACGUCAAUAGCAUCUUUGGAAAUAUAUUCGAGAAAAAUGGUGUUAAAUAUUUCAGCCGCUGUAUAGACAAACAACCAUUCACACUCAUAUUCACAGCUACGGGCAAUUAAGAGUCUUCAAUUAACCUACGAUACAUGUUUUUGGGAUGUGGGAGGAAACCGGAUUACCCGGAGAAAACCCACACAGGCACAGGGCGAGCACACAAACUCUACACAGGCGGGGCCGAGAUUUGAGGCAAUUUGAACCCAGGUCCUCAGAACUGUGAAGCGGAUGUGCUAACCAGUUGACCACCAUGCCGCCACUUUCGCAAAUAUACUUCUGAGAAAAUCUAAAUGCACAUUGUUGUUUAACUACUGCCAUACAGUCACUACUAGUUUUUCAGCAAAUUUUGUCAUAAUGUGACUGAGUAAAAACUUUCAGACUUAUUAGUAGACUGCCAGUAACGUCCUAUAAGAAUUUUGCAAUCCUUAUGCCCUGUUAAAUCAAAUUUGUGUGUCAUUGUAAGGUUCAUUCAUAAGAUCAUUUUAGUUGUGAUUUUUCUGUAGCCCUACGAUUGGUCAGCGACCAAUCCAGGGUCUACACGACUUCUCGCCCUAAGUCUCUUGGGAUAGUUGGGAUCACCUGCAGGCCAAAUGAGGACAGGCGGUAUAGAAAAUGGAUACAUGGAUGUUCUCUGGCCAUGAAAAUUCAUCAGCUUUUGGACAUUUUAAGUUUCAUCUUCAGUACAGUGAACUCCAGUUUAUCACAGGAGGUACUUAAUAACACUUUUUUUGUAAUUUUACCCCUCCUACACCCUUUAAACACACAAACUCAUUAAAACACACAUCCUUUGCUCCUGUUAUCACAGACUCGUAAAACAUCACUUUGAGGGAAUGAAAUGAAGACUUGCUCGCAGGUCUCCAAAUUAGAGGAACCGUGUGCUUGCUUCAAGCUAUUUGUCAAAUCCUAGUUGUUUACAGUAAAAGUGACACAAAACAAAAAAUAAUUAAGCAUUGUAUAUUUAAAACAAAUGUUCAUCCCAACCAUAUAAAGUCCACCACCAGAAUCCUAAUAUAUCAUGCGAAACGCCAUAAAAAGGCUAACGCAAUUUAGCAUCCGUUACUGCAACUACACUGAAGGCGGGCAACUCUUAAAUUCAGUUGGUCUUUUGUGUGAGGAGUGUGUUUCUAGACCUGGUCCAUCCGAAAGUGCCUUGAGAUAACUUCAGUUGUGAUUUGAUGCUAUAUAAACAAAAUUCAGAGCCACCUGUAUACUGUAGACCUAUAAAAAAUUAUCACUUCAAAAUCCGCGAAAUAGCGGGGGUGCAAAAGAUGAACUGCAAUAUAAUGGGAGUUCACUGCGCAGAGUAUCCAUACCUACAUACCCACUGGACUCUUACAAACUAGAUUUGUCCCAUACAUUCUUUUAAAUUAAAAAGGGUUUAUGAAAAGGAAAUGAAAGGAUUUUCCCUCUAAUUUACCAUUUCUAACCUUUGUAAAGAAUAAUAGUUUAUUAAGUAAAAAUUUUGUAUAUAUAUACAUUCCAAGGUUCUGUCUGUUUGUAAUCAACUCAUAGACACUGAACUCUUUGUUAAACAUGCAAUUUUGUAGUCACGGAAAACCAUAAAACCAUUAUUUUUAUUAUUGCUUGGCCACGGCAGGAUACAUCCAGAGUAUGUUCUACAUUCCUUUUGAUGGUAAGGCCCCAAAUAUUGAUUUCACUUAUAUUUAGUUGAUUUAUGAGUUUCAUAUACAACCCCAAUUCCAAUGAAGUUGGGACGUUGUUAAGCAGAAUACAAUGAUUUGCAAAUCAUGUUCGACCAAAAUUUAAUUGAAUACACUACAAAGACAAGAUAUUUAAUGUUCAAACUGAUAAACUUUGUUUUUAGCAAAUAAUCAUUAAAUUGGAAUUUUAUGGGUGCAACACGUUCCAAAAAAGCUGGGACAGGGUCAUGUUUACCACUGUGUUACAUCACCUUUUCUUUUAACAACAUUCAAUAAACGUUUGGGAACUGAGGACACUAAUUAUUGAAGCUUUGUAGGUGGAAUUCCCUCCCAUUCUUGCUAGAUGUAUAGCUUCUCUGUUGUCGCAUUUUACGCUUCAUAAUGCGCCACACAUUUUCAAUGGGAGAGAAGUCUGGACUGCAGGCAGGCCAGUCAAGUACACACAUUCUUUUACUACGAAGCCACGCUGUUGUAACACGUGCAGAAUGCGGUUCGGCAUUGUCUUGCUGAAAUAAGCAGGGGCGUCCAUGAAAAAGACGUUGCUUGGAUAGCAGCAUAUGUUUCUCCAAAACCUGUAUGUACCUUUCAGCAUUAACGGUGCCUUCACAGAUUUGUAAGUUACCCGUGCCAUUGGCACUAACACAGCCCCAUACCAUCACAGAUGCUAGCUUUUGAACUUUGUGUCCAUAACAGUCCAGAUGGUUCUUUUCCUCUUUGGCCUGGAGGACACAACGUCCACAAUUUCCAAAAACAAUGUGAAAUGUGGACUCGUCGGACCACAGAACACUUUUCCACUUUGCAUCAGUCCAUAUUCGAUGAGCUUGGGCCCAGAGAAGCCGGCGCAGUUUCUGGGUGUUGUUGAUAAAUGGCUUUUGCUUUGCAUAGUAGACUUCCAAGUUGCACUUAUGGAUGUAGCGCCAAACUGUAUUUACUGACAUUGGUUUUCUUAAGUGUUCCUAAGCCCAUAUACUUUAUACAUUGAUGUCGGUUUUUGAUGCAGUGCCGCCUGAGGGAUCGAAGGUCACGGGCAUUCAAUGUUGGUUUUCAGCCUUGCUGCUUACAUGCAGUAAUUUCUCCAGACUCUCUGAACCUUUUGAUGAUGAUAUGGACCGUAGAUGAUGAAAUCCCUAAAUUCCUUGCAAUUGUACAUUGAGGAACAUUGUCCUUAAACUGUUCGACUAUUUUCUCACGCACUUGUUCACAAAGAGGUGAACCUCGCCCCAUCUUUGCUUGUGAAUGACUGAGCAAUUCAGGGAAGCUCCUUUUAUGCCCAACCAUGGCACCCACCUGUUCCCAAUUAGCCUGUUCAACUGUGGGAUGUUCUAAACAGGUGUUUGAUGAGCAUUCCUCAACUUUUUUGCCACCUGUCCCAGCUUUUUUGGAGUGUGAAGGCAGCCAUAAAAUUCAAAGUUAAUAAUUUGCUAAAAACAAUAGUUUAUCAGUUUGAACAUUAAAUAUUACAUUGUAAAUGUAUUCAAUUAAAUAUCGGUUGAACAUGAUUUGCAAGUAAUUGUAUUCUGUUUUUAUUUAUGUUUAACACAACGUCCCAACUUCAUUGGAAUUGGGGUUGUAGGAGAGUGUAAGUUGAAUUCUUUUUACAUGGUUUCCUCUUGAGGAACAGCCAUGCCUCAUGACACAAAAAAAGAAAUGCAUUGGGAAUUCACAAAAACUUUAAAAGGCAAAAACCUGUUGACUGGAUGUUCCUGAUGUUGCAAUUGUUUACAAACCAACCGAUGAUUCGGAUGAGAAAAGCGAACUUCAGGUGUGAAAGCACCCUCAGUUUUACUUAUGAUUAUGAUCUCGUUUUCACAAGUCCCAGUAAGCUGUAGGCUCUUUUGAUUUAUGUGAUAUACUGUAUACAUUCGAAAUAGACUUAUUUAGGCCAUUUUACCACAAAUUAAAACCAUUCUUAAGGGUUUCAAAGGUUUCUGACAUGCAAUGUUCAAAAUACCUAAAUGAUCAAGAAUUACAUCACUCUUUUUAACACCCCUACAAUUUAGUUUAGUACAUCUGUUGCCAGGGACUGAUCCAUGCAAACAGGUGUUUGUGUACUUAACAAUA
Molecule: messenger RNA, 5335 nt
Organism: Phyllopteryx taeniolatus (common seadragon)
Lineage: Eukaryota; Metazoa; Chordata; Actinopteri; Syngnathiformes; Syngnathidae
Product: GDP-L-fucose synthase-like
Exons: 7
Coding region: 171-1055 (294 amino acids)
Biological process (GO): nucleotide-sugar biosynthetic process
Molecular function (GO): nucleic acid binding; GDP-L-fucose synthase activity
Source: RefSeq, a predicted model, not a curated record